AUGCCCGGUACUAGGGUUCCCACUCUGGUGGCCAUGGUAGCCGUGAUCUUGGGUGUUUUGGUCGUCUACUUUGAACUCUCUCGUGACUUCCUUGCCCAAAGAAGCGUCGAGUAUGGGUUUCCAUCACUCGGGGUGUUUUCUCUCACAUCAACUGUUGUCGACCCUGUCCGCGAUAUCAAAUACCUGGGCAUUCGUUCAGCUGGAAUUGAGCAUUUUCAUGAGAUUUUCUACGCAGAGAGCCCAACCGGCGAAAAGCGAUUUGCGCCACCGGUCCCCGUAGAGCCUACUAGAGGAUCGAUCGUCGAUGCGACACGUCCUGGGGCCUGGUGUCCCCAGGGUACUGGAGAUAUACUUCCUUUCACGAGUCGUGUGGCCAACAUCAGCGAGAAUUGCUUAGGUUUGAGGAUCGCCCGGCCCAGCGGCGUGAGCAAGAAUGCCAAAUUACCGGUGGUAGUAUGGAUCCAUGGAGGCGGUCAUGCGUUGGGUUCCGGGUCCGAUGUCUUAUACACCCCAGAUGGCUUGGUCAAGCAAGCUGCGGCAGAUGAUCGACCUUUGAUAUACGUUGCGAUUAACUAUCGCUUCGGCUUGUUCGGCUUUGCAACAAGCAAGGCAAUGAUCGAGGCCGGACAGACGAACGUGGGUCUUCGUGACCAACGGGCCGCUCUUGAAUGGGUUCGAGAUAAUAUCGAAGUGUUUGGUGGUGAUCCAAAUAAAGUGACUGUCCUGGGACAAAGCGUAGGAGCUAGCGAUAUUGGCCUGCAGUUGACAGCAUUUGAUGGAACGCAAGGGGUUUCAUUCCAGCAAGCAAUAAUGAUGUCGGGCGGUCCAGGCCUGAACUUCAAUAGCAAGCCCGAUCUUGUCGCAGAAAACACCGCAGCAAUCGCAAGACAAGUCGGAUGUACUGGGGAUGGCGAUUCUCAGUCCUCGAAGGUCCUGGAAUGCCUACGGAAUGUACCCUUUGAAACACUGGCCAAUCUCUCCGUCACGGCUUCUCGCGCCGCUCGCCCACCUUUCGGUGAGGGUUUCUUCUAUCCAACCAUUGACGGCGACUUUAUCCGCGAUCGGCCAUCCCAGCUGUUGCGUGCAGGUAAAUUUGCCAAAGGAAUUCCGGUGAUUGGCUCCUGGGUAACGAAUGACGGGGCCUGGUAUGCAUCCCCUCUGACGUCGACCGACGAAGACGUGCUGAGUAGCUUUGGGCUGUGGCUUUUCAAUCUUUCGAAUUCAACCAAGCAACGAAUGCUAGAGCUCUAUCCACGUGAGGAUUUUGAACACAUGGUUCGAAAUGAAUCCGACGGUCCGGUCUCCGCACAAUACUACCGCGCCGCGCAAAUGAAUCGGGAUAUCUGGUUCACGUGCCCCGUUCUGGACUUUGCAUGGCAGUACGUCAAGAAUGGCGGCGUGGGGCCUUCCCAGGCUCGAGUCUACGAGCAUAACUCUACUAGGUUCACCCCUGUAUUCGAGAAGAUGGGCGUUCCGUUGUGGCGGGUCGCUCACCUGAGCGAUAUCCCGUACGCCUUGAACGUCCAGCAUCUCGAGGGUGGUGCAGAUAACUCUGCCUCGCAGCUUGCCUUGGCCCGGGUGGUGAGUGGAGCCAUCACGGAUUUCGUAAAUACGGGGACCCCAGAGAACGAGGCUGGUCAAAUCAAGGGAUGGCCUGCGGUCUUUUCUGGCGCAACCAGUCAAGACUUGGCCGGGGAGUCUCCAAGCGGGCUCUCGAUCCAGGUGUUUGGGGGUCCAUACGGGACAGGUCCAGCGAGUUUGAGAAAGGAUACGGAUGUGGACAAGGCUACUGAAGUAGAAAAGGCCAUCUACUGGGCGCAACUAUUCCGUAGAUGCGAGUUUAUCAAUAGCGAGCGGAUGCGGGAGGAGGCUGGCGUGUAA
Molecule: messenger RNA, 1881 nt
Organism: Aspergillus melleus
Lineage: Eukaryota; Fungi; Ascomycota; Eurotiomycetes; Eurotiales; Aspergillaceae
Exons: 6
Coding region: 1-1881 (626 amino acids)
Source: RefSeq, a predicted model, not a curated record